GACGGUUCAGUUGUCGCAUCAAAAUGGACGUGACUGGUCCCAUCGAGCACUCAAUAGCAUCACAAAAAGUGAAGCACAGAUUUUUCCAGUGGACGACCAAGUGGUGUUACGGGAAUGUCGACCAGAUCACGGAGAAGCCCGACGUGUCCAACGUGGUGUGCCUCCUGCAGGCGUUGGGAUGUCAGUUGAGGGAGUACGAGAAGAGGGAUGAUCAGGGGGAUGAACUGAAGAGUAACUCGAUGAGAAUUGUGCUGGAGUGCGGGAGCUCGAGGAUGAGGGCUGUUUUGGAACUGGAUGAUGUCAAUUGUCAGUGCUUGAGGCCGGAGGACGCCAGGGAUGCGUCCCUUUGGAGCGUUUGUGGUACAGCUCCCACCGCAAGUUGUGACAGCAUCAAUAAAUUCGAAGAAACUGGGAGCAAUCUUCUGCCCUCAGUCUCCAAGGAUGAUCGCGCGAUGAUUCGCGACGUGCUCUAUCGUCUCCUCAACACGAUAAACUCCAAGGGAGAUAAUCCGAACAGAGACUCAACCCUCAACCUGAGUAUUUCUAAAAAUCUCGAGCGUUCACCAUCACCAAUGGAUAAAUCCGAGUCCUUCACGCGUGCUCUGACACAACCCGAGAUUUAUCGAGUGAGGGAGGGAAAUAGGGGCAUGAGCACUUUGACUCAGAUUGCUCCCAGUGACAGACGAUUAUCGAUGAGUGUCCAGAACAUCGUAAAUCUCCCUCUGAUCACGAGAGCUCCGUCCACCCCAACGACUCCUCUGUUCGAACGUCAGAAGACCUGGGACCUGGACACGAAGGGCGACGCAGAGCCUCGCCCCUCUCCACCCAAGAUAUCGAGCUCACCUGUCGUUCUGAGCGACCUGUGCAGCUCCCUGGGACAGGUGUCCCUCCAGAGUGAAGACGAGAAUCUGAGUCUCGCCGAGUGCCUCAGGAGGAUUAAAUUUUAUGCUGACAAAGCACAGAAUUUCUACGGGAGAAUUUCUCCAGGGCCUGAUCAAGAUAAAGUAUUCUUGAAGCCGUCAAUAGUGAAGCCCAAAGCGAGCCCAGGACGCGUAUAUUCCAGGCCCAGUUCAGUCUGUUCAAGUCCAGCGAGUCUCUCAACUAAAUCGACGACUUCAAAACCACUUGCACGUCGAAGUAUUGGGGCUCCUCUUACCGCCAAGCAGAUGGCUGUUCCUAAAACUACACCCACUAUGCUUCCCCCCCGCAGAAAGAGCAUUGGAAGUGCAUUGCAGCCGGGUAUGAAAUUGCCAGUAGCCAAUGCCCAAAAAAAUGUCAGUACCCAGAAGAGGGCUGUGAAUAAACCCACCCCAACGAGCUCAAGCUCCUCAUUAUCGAGCACUGACUCUCGAGUACUUCUCUCAGCAAAACGGAGGAUCUCACCAGAUCCCAAGGGUCAGAGUCCACUGGCCACAAAACCAGGGCUGCCGCACCUUAAGAUAUUGACGCCAAAACCCCCCGGUGGAAUCCACAAGACCCUCAGCGCAAUUCCUGUGGGAGGAUUAGGGCAGAAAGUUGGUACACCUGGUGCAUCUCCCAGGAGUGUCUCUCCGAAUGCUCUGGGCAGAAAAGGUGCAAUCGGAGCCUCCAAAUUCGCUCCCGUGAAGAAGGACAAAUGAGAUUUGGAGGAGUUCAAUGAGAAACACAUUCGUAAAAAAUCAUAAUUCGUUGGAAAAUAUUUUCAAAGGCUUUUUAUACGUUCCAAGAUAAUUCAUUUCGCCUUUUCCCUCGAUGAUAAGGGACAUCAAGGGUAGGUGAAGAUUAGUUCCACGAUUACUGGAUUUUUUUAGUGAUUUUUUUCUCAUUAUAAAUUGAAGGUUUAAUAGGGUCAUUGAAAUUUUCAUUCCUGAUUGAAUCGGGGGAAUUUCUUGAUAGACGAGAUAUUUAUGGGAAUAAGAUUGAAUUUAAAUGAUGGAAUAUUGCAUGUUAAGUGGUCGAAUAGCAAGGGUCAAUUUUUUAUGUUGUGUGAAGUAUGAAAUUUCGGCGAAAAUAAAAGUUUUUUUUAGUUCAA
Molecule: messenger RNA, 2011 nt
Organism: Diachasma alloeum
Lineage: Eukaryota; Metazoa; Arthropoda; Insecta; Hymenoptera; Braconidae
Product: collagen alpha-1(XXVII) chain
Exons: 6
Coding region: 24-1619 (531 amino acids)
Source: RefSeq, a predicted model, not a curated record